GCCUCAACAGCCUGUCAUGUGCUACAUGUCCGUCCGUGUAAGUGGUGUGUAGAUAGAUGGUGGUGAUGGUGAAGCAAUCAUGCUUGAUAUAUACUCCAGUAUGCAUCGUGCAUCGACGUAGAUAUGCUAUAUAUGCGUACACACGAAAGCUAGGUAAGCAGCGGCGACGCAGAAAGGCCGGUUAUCCAAGACACCCACGCAUGGCGCCGGCCAAAGACGACGCUGCCGACGGUGAAGAGAAAUCAGUCUUCCGGUGCCUUGAUGCGGCGCGCUACGUGGUGGCUGCCGUGGUGACCGUGCUCAUCGUGACGGUCAUCGUGUAUGCCAUCACGGUGGUGUUCCGUCCCGGCAACCUCCAUCUCGGUGUCGUCGGAGGCUCUGUCUCCGUCUCCACUUCGGGGGGUGAGAGGCUGAAGAGGCCGUUCAACGCCAGCUUCCACGGUGACAACCUCACCUUCUCCUUCACCGUCCGGGCCUUCAACCCCAGUGGCCGCGUCAGCAUCUACUACAGAGCCAUCACGGCCAUGCUCAAGAGUAACCUGUCGUCGAGCCCCUUCCUCUAUCUGAAAUUGCCCGACAUGGCCUUGGGGCCGCAGGUGAUGGUGGACACCAACCUUCUGAUGAAUACGUUCGUCAAAGGUACGGAUCAGGCCUACUACUUCAAUCUGUUGGGCAACGGCAGCAGCAUCGACGACGCGCUGAUUGUGCUGAACGGCAGCCGAUUCGACGAGGUUAACUCCGGGCACUACACCAACGUCAAGGAGCCUGAUGUAUACUACUGCUCUCAUAUCACCGUCGGCGGUGAUAAGGAAGACGACGGCACGGCCGCAGACGUGCGGUGCAAAGAUGAGAAUCAGCUGGGCAGCAGCUAGACGGCAUGUACAAUGGAUGGAUGUGUCCAAGGAUGAUUAUUACCUACCUUUUUUCUCUUCUUGAUUCAUUUAGUGGUCUUUUAACUGACGUUGGUGUCAAUGGUUGAUGUAACUCUUUCUCUUUUCAAUGAGUCAUGUUGUGUGCAGUUAUUA
Molecule: messenger RNA, 1025 nt
Organism: Hordeum vulgare subsp. vulgare (domesticated barley)
Lineage: Eukaryota; Viridiplantae; Streptophyta; Magnoliopsida; Poales; Poaceae
Exons: 1
Coding region: 57-872 (271 amino acids)
Source: RefSeq, a predicted model, not a curated record